Molecule: messenger RNA, 8533 nt
Organism: Culex pipiens pallens (northern house mosquito)
Lineage: Eukaryota; Metazoa; Arthropoda; Insecta; Diptera; Culicidae
Gene: Akt
Product: RAC serine/threonine-protein kinase
Exons: 6
Coding region: 1167-2801 (544 amino acids)
Biological process (GO): protein phosphorylation
Molecular function (GO): ATP binding; protein serine/threonine kinase activity
Source: RefSeq, a predicted model, not a curated record
ACCACGCAAAAGUCAAAACUUUUUUCAGACCACAGUCCAACCAACAUCGUCGUGAUUAGCUGUACGUUCCGUCGACGGGGCGAAAGAAGUCCAACAAUUUAAUCGUCGGUGGUGACCACGCGAAUUCGCGAUUCAAUCGAAGAUAGACAAGCUUAGUGACGGGAUUUGUGAGCACUGCGUUAGUGCUGAAAGGUGGCCAAAUUAAAGCUUCGUCGGUGUAAAGGUCGGAUAGAAGGAAGGAAAAAUACGCAUCAGAAUUGCGGUAUCUGUCUGUCUGGCAGGCAGACCUGUCCAAGCAAUCCGCGUGUCUUGGAGGAAGAGAAUUCAUGGCCUACCACGGGAUAGGGUCAAAUUGAUCAUUAGAGGAUUGAUUAGGGGAGACGUUUCAUAAUCCCGCAGGAUCAUUGCCUACUACGUCGUGUUCAAGGAAAAAAAGUGCGUUUCUUAAAUUAAUUUUAAAAGAAAAACGAAAAAAAAAAACUCAGGGUUAUACUCUGUGUCUGUCUUGCUUGUCUGUCCUACACUGAAAUAAUGUGCGUGUUGGUGUGAUUUUUACAUUCUCGUUUCCUUUGCCUGAUACUUUCGUGUUCCUUUGUGGUGUGUGAUGAAUAACAACAACAAAACCAAAAAGAAUAACAUUCAACAUUAUUGCUCGAGAAAGAUAAUGUCGUCACCGUCUUGGCCGUCGUCGUCUUCGUCGUCGUUUUGGGAGCAAAAAGUUUAUUACGCUGUGCACUAGAAAGUGAAGGAAAAAAUAGCCCAAAAUAUACGUUUCAGUGUCUGUGUUCUGUGACCAGAUUGCCCCGUGGAUUACUUGAGAAAUAAUAAUACUAAAAAUUGAUCUUACAUCCGAAAAAAAACCCCGAGCUAGAAGAACAACUCGACAACGAGAGCAGAAUCAGCAUCAUCAUCGUCUAUCUCUCACACACUUGAGGUGGAGCAAUCCAUGAAUGAAGGCGAAAUUCCUUACGAUUUGAAAUAACAACGCCAGCUGAAGCUGAACCUGCAAGCAGCACCAGCAGCAGCAUCGGUUGAUUGAGCUAAGCUGCGAGGCGGCAGUCGUCUUAUUGCCGUGGCGCAAAUUGCCCACCAGCACACGAGCGAGAAAGUAACACGUCGUCACGAUCGCGAUCGCGAAUUGAUCGUUCAACAGAGCCCCCGUCAGAAUGUCAUCGUCCGACGCCACCAACAACAGCCAGCAGCAGCAGCCGACAAUGGCCCCGGCCACGGCUGCGGCUUCAGUGCCCAUUUCACAGCCCACCCGGGUCACCCAGCCGCCACCAGCCACGAUCAUCAAGGAGGGCUGGCUGUACAAGCGCGGUGAACACAUCAAGAACUGGCGCUCGCGCUAUUUUGUCCUGAAGGACGACGGCACCCUGGUCGGGUACAAGAACCGUCCGGACGCGUCCUUCCAGGCGGAACCAUCCAACAACUUUACCGUGCGCGGCUGCCAGAUCAUGUCCGUCGAUCGGCCACGGCCCUUUACCUUCAUCAUCCGUGGCCUCCAGUGGACCACCGUCAUCGAGCGGAUGUUCCACGUGGAGGAGGAGAAAGAGCGCCAAGAGUGGGUCGAGGCCAUCCGGAGUGUGGCGAAUCGGCUUACGGAGGCCGAAGCGUACCAGGGCGGAGCGGGUCCGGGCGAGUCGAACGAGGACGUCGAGAUGGCGUCCAUCGCCGAGGACGAGCUGCUGACGGAGAAGUUCUCGGUGCAGGGCACGUCCACCGGCAAGAUCAGCGGCAGGAAGAAAGUGACGCUGGAAAACUUCGAGUUCUUGAAGGUCCUCGGCAAGGGCACGUUCGGCAAGGUGAUCCUGUGCCGCGAGAAGACGACCGCCAAGCUGUACGCGAUCAAGAUCCUCAAAAAGGAGGUGAUCGUGCAAAAGGACGAGGUGGCGCACACGAUGGCCGAGAACCGCGUCCUCAAGCGCACCAACCAUCCCUUCCUGAUUUCUCUCAAAUAUUCGUUUCAAACCGUGGACCGAUUGUGCUUCGUGAUGCAGUACGUCAACGGCGGUGAGCUGUUUUUCCACCUGAGUCGCGAGCGGGUCUUCUCCGAGGAUCGAACCCGGUUCUACGGGGCCGAAAUCAUCUCUGCGUUAGGAUAUUUGCACUCGCACGAGAUCGUGUACCGGGAUCUGAAGCUGGAGAACCUGCUGCUGGACAAGGACGGCCACAUCAAGAUCGCCGACUUUGGCCUGUGCAAGGAGCAGAUCACGUACGGUCGCACCACGAAGACCUUCUGCGGCACGCCGGAAUAUCUGGCCCCGGAGGUGCUCGAGGACAACGAUUACGGGCUGGCCGUAGACUGGUGGGGCACCGGAGUCGUAAUGUACGAGAUGAUGUGCGGCCGGUUGCCGUUCUACAACCGUGAUCACGACAUCCUGUUCACGUUGAUCCUGAUGGAGGAGGUCAAGUUCCCGCGGAAUAUCACCGCAAAUGCGCGCGAUCUGUUGACUGGACUGUUGAUGAAACAGCCGAAGGAUCGGUUGGGUGGAGGACCAACGGACGCGAAGGAAAUUAUGGUACAUCCGUUCUUCUCCAGCAUCAACUGGACCGAGCUGUACCAGAAGCGUAUUCCGCCGCCGUUCAAACCGCUGGUAACGUCCGACACCGAUACGCGCUACUUCGAUUCGGAGUUUACUGGCGAGAGUGUAGAGUUGACGCCACCGGAUAAUAAUGGACCGUUAGGGGCCAUCCAGGAGGAGCCGCAUUUUUCACAGUUCAGCUACCAGGACAUGGCAUCCACCCUGAACACGCCGUCGUUCAUGAACAACCCCAACAGCUACGUGUCGAUGCAGUGAGCAGACUCGCGCAAAGGACCCCCCAGCAGAGAGCAGGUACCGGACAACUCUCCGGAGAUCGGCAACAGCUUUUCGUUUGCGGCAGUGUUUCCGGAAUGAACUAAGUCACCACCUCCCCCCAAAAGGGUGGUGCGCGUGGUUCGGUUCGACGACACAUUUCGUUUUGAUUCGAAAACCAGCAGCAGCAGCAGCAGCAUGAGAAGGAGCAGAAACAAUAUUUAGUUGAAGCGCGUGUGGCGAGGGGGGCGUUCUGGAAAGGGGCGUGUCCCUCGCCAGCGUAGAAACCUUUCGCCCAGCAAUAGACCGGUUAACUUCAGGUAACGCUGACACACAAAACAAAAAAAAACAGGAGCAAUCGCAACAGGUGUCCCACCUUAAGACACAAGCAAUAGCCCAACCAAAAGCAGCAGAAACAGACAAAAUAUUCCAUUCCCACUUUUUUUACGUUUUUUUUUUCAUACAACUAUCCACAUUCACAACCACAACAAAAUAGUCAAACAGAAAAAAAAUAUUGUAGCAGAUAAGAAGCGAAAACCGUUCACAACCUCCCCUGCAAUUUAAAACUAAAAACAAAAAUGGCUCUUCCUUUUUCAACCAUGAAUGCUAAAAUUUAUAAUAAGUUUAAGGAGUAAUUAUAACGCGAGGAAAGAAAAACACAACAAAAACAUGAAACUAAGGUAAAAGAUCGAACUGUGAUAAAACUAAAAAAAAAAGUUUAACCAAUCAGAUGCAAGCAAGUGCGCGCGGAUUAACCAUAAACAAAUGCCCGAGAAAUAAAGUUAAAAAUAAAUAAAAAGGAGGUGUAACUUGCAGAGCAAAUAAAGUACCCCCCCAAAACAUGUAGCGUUUAGUUUAAAUCUAGCCGAUAGUGGAUAAAAUAAAACAAAAAUGUGAGGUAAAAAAAAAACUUACUGAUAACUCAAAAUAGACGGAUUUCAAAAUUUGCUGGCCCACAAAAUUACUGAAAAAAGACACAACCCCAUUUAUAUGUUUUUGGAUUUCGCCAAACAGCCAAAUUAAAAAAAAAAAACAAGCGGAAAACGCUGAAAUUUAUCAUUAAAUGUUAUUGUUUCGUUUGAAUUGUUUGUUGCUGUUGUAAGUAUUGAACCCCCAAAAUCAGAACAUUUUUUUUUUGACUAUUUUUGACAAUUUAAUUUUUUUAUCAAUUGAUUUCGAAAAAAAUAUUUAUCUUCAAAAAAGUACGGAAGUAAAGUCUAGUAGGCUAUGCUAUGCACCACGUCGGAAGCCAACCUUCUGUUUUUUUUUUUCUUGUAGCCUAGCAACGGCCACAACAUUCGGUGACGAGGAGAAGAAAAUUUCCUGGAACUUUCUCAAAGAUUUUUGUCAACUUAAGCCGCACAGGAAAAUGUACGACGCGGAUCUCCGGCAAGUUAUCCUCAGACUGGACGCGCUCCUUGCAAAACAGAACAUGAUGUACGACUGUUGGCAUAAAUAAGUUUGAAACGGAGUUGGUUGGACUUUGAACCAAGUUUUAAUUUUGACUUGAAAAAGCCAAGUUAUUUUAAAAAUUUUCAAGUAGAAUUUCUUAGAUUUGUUUGGAGAUAUUUUGACGGUUUUGUUUUGCAAUAAUUUACCAAGUUUAACUUUAAAAACAGCAGAAAUGCAAAGUAAGACUGGGUAAAAGUUGCAAGAUCUGCCCCAAGUAAGCGAUACGAUCAUUCACAUAAAUGAGCUGAAGAGCGACAUUUCGAUUUUAAAACAAAUGUUUUUGGUGACAGUAGGGGAACAGCAUCAAAUUCCAGCGUGCCUCUAAUGUUGGCAGGUCAGAACUUUGACAUUCAAUUAAAGCUAAUUGAAAGCGUUUUCAACUGAAAUGGAGUGAUAAAUAGCUCAAUAAGAAGUGAGCAAGGAAGUUUCUAUCAAAAGUUUUGCAAAAUUAGUUGUUUAAAUAGUGAAAAUACGCAAAUUGGAUGGAGUUAGGAACGAUUGCUUAACCUUCCAAACAUACGAGAAUUUCCCCUACUUGUUCACUAACUGGGCAGAGAAUAGGAACCAAAUAUUUUUACUUCAAUUCGCGAUUAAAAGCUUCUUAAUUCCACCAGAUGGCGCGAAUCAUCGAAGUAUGACGAUUCAAAUUUUCCCAUAGGAAUGAAAACUUAAAAUUUAAUUUACAGCUCUUAGAACAAAAUUUUGAAAAAAAAUUCAAGUAGUACGAGUGUAAACUUUUUGCCCUCUAAAAAUUAACGCAAUAAAAAAGAUUUUGAAAAAAAAAUUAAAGAAAAAAUAGGUAAAAUUAUAGAGCAUCAAGAGUUUACACAGUAUCAGCUCGAAUUUUUGCUCAAAAGUUGUUUUGAACGCUGGAAUUUAACAGAACAGAAUUCGCAUACAUAACCUCAAAGGCAAAAAUUGGCGUUUAAGAGCCAAUUUUUUAUGUCUUUUUUAUUGCGUGAAUUUAUAGAGGGCAAAAAGUUUACACUCGUACCACUUGAAUUUUUUCUCAAAAAUUGUUCUAAGAGCUAAAAAAAUAAAUUUAAAGUUUUCAUUCCUAUGUCACCACACAGGGAAAAUUUUAAUCGUCAUACUUCGAUGCUUCGCGCCAUCUGGUGGAAUUAUUGAGCUUUUAAUCGCGAAUAGUCAAACAAAAAUAAGUCAAAGCUUCACCCGUAACGGAGCUAGUCACAGAUCGACUGGUACCCUCAGGGAUGUUCCGAUGGGGGCAGUGUUGCGAUCCUCACGCGCUCACGCGCUCGUGAGCGCUCAUUUUUCGCUCAUUCGUGAGGAGGAGCGCUGCGUGAGCUAGCUCACGUUUGCCCGCGCUCACGUUUGCUCCGAUUUUUUUCAGCUCGCGUUUGCCCCACGCUCGCGCUCGCGCUCAUUUUUCGCUCACGGAGCGCUCACUUUGGAAGUAUCGCGAAUCGUUUUACGUUUUUGAGAAAGUUUUUGUUCUUCAAUCCUAGUUAGAUUUUUUGCUUAAGACGCAGCAUGAGCAUGUCAGUGGAAACAUCACUUAGGAUCAUUUUUUUUAUAUAUUAAUUGAAAUAGCUUAUUUUCAUUGACUAUGUUUUUGAAUAAUAAAUUGGAUUCGCAAGGGUCAAAUCAUAUUGGAGACCUACAGUCAGAGUUGAAAAUUUAAAUAUUUUCGAAUUAAUCGGGCUUACCUUUAAAAUAGUUAAGGUAAGCAGAGACAAUUGCUGGGGCAAGGGUAUGAGCGCGUAAACAAAAAGGACUGAAACCCUUAGAAAAACUUGGUAAGCUCGAUUCAAUUUCAUGUGCUUUGUUUAUUAAAAUAUAACAUUAAACUGUUUUAUGUACCUAAACAGUUUGUUGACUACUUUUCCAGCGUGCGGGUCAGAAUGAGCAGCCAUUAAUAAAAUCAUUCCGUUUCAUAAAUCGUUCAGUGCUUGGAAACGGCCGAUAAUAUUUAUAAAGUUAAUCUUUCUCUUUCUCAUUUUAGAAAAUGAGGUAAAAUUGUUGAAUCAGUUUUCUUUUUACAUUAAAGCCUCCAAAUUGCUAGUGUUUGAAAUAAUCCAUUUGAAUGAAAUAAUAUAAAUUGUCAUUAUUUUGUUUUACCACAUAAAGGGUGGCUCCUCUUCCCCCAAGUUAAUUAUAUUUAACACUUCCGCUACCAAGCCCCUGAAAAUGUUCAUUUAUAGAUUCAAUAAAUGAUUUUUUUUAAUAUGGACAUUCUGUAAAAUGUUCCAAAUAUGAGAGAUGAUUAUAACUUUUAUAAAGCUUACUGCUUUUUUAUAAACAGUUUUUUUUGUGUUUUUAAAACCGCCUUGAGUCAAAACUCCACAUUCUAGAAACUUAAAAUAAACAUAAUUUGUCAAUUAAUUCAAUUGUUUGUACAUAUCAAUGCAUCUCUUCACGUCAAUGAAUUUUUACAUUAAGAAUGAGUUAGCUUUUUGUUAGCUCACUCAAAAGUGAAUCAUUCUGCCCCUUGGCUAAUUCUGAAUUUAAAAUAGAACGUAUAUUUCAGUUCGCCGACUAAAUCCAUUUCAUUGCUUACUUUUGUUCGUUUGACCACUUUCUUGUUUGUUUUUGCUGCCUGUUCUGAGAUAGUUCUAGAAACUUCGUUUCAAACAGGCAGAUGCUUCAACAGGGGAAAACAACUACCUACUUUGGCUCACCAGCUCACGUGAGCGCAAAACGCUCCAGUGAGCGUGAGCGAGCACGAGCUACCUGAUAAAAACUCACGCUCCAGCUGGAGCGAGCACGCUUUCCGUGAGCGCUCGCUCAUUCGCAACCCUGGAUGGGGGGGAACAUUUACGGAACCAUGCGAAUUUUGGCUAAAUUCGUGGUUAUCGACACUCGAUACAGACAUUUAUGUAAUUUAACAUUCUAACAACGUUCUUUGUCGUAACGGUCAUGUCUGUUACAUAACCACCUGGACCUUUUUUGUCGGUUGGUUAAAAGCUCAGGAUUCGCCCUAAGCAAGCGAAACGAUCAUAGGCAUAAAAGUGUUUGAUUGGAAGUGAUUUCGACUUUGGAGAUGAUUGACAAGUACAUAAAUUGUGAAGAAAUAACGAUGUAUUUAACUAAAAAAAUAAUCACUGUAAAAAGUUGAUUAAAUAUUUUUUGUCAGUUCCUAAAAGUUUUCUCUUGCAAACAAAAAUUCAAAAUUAUUUUAAGUUUGAAAAAUUGGGCAAUAGUUUCGGGAUUCGCCCAAGGCAGGCGAUACGACCGUUGUCACAAAUAAAUUGGAGCAAGACUUAUUUUGAUUGAUUUAAACGAGUUUUUUAUUGAUUUUUUUUAGUUGUUGUUUUAAUACUUUUUGUAUUUUUUUUUCAUAAAUCGAUUGACGAUAAAUUUGAAAAUAACUCAACACAAACAGCAGCAAAGCAAACAAAAUCUAUGCGGAAUCAAAUAAUUCCGCAGCAAUGUUUAUUUUAAUGAAUUCAUACGCAAAAUCUGAUAUAUAUCACUGCCUUAGAUAAGAGAAAGAAUAAACAAAAAGAAAACGUAGAAGUGUACCACACCGUGAAAGGCACAGUACCAGAGUGUAGAGGAGAAAUAUAUAUAAUUGCAACACAAAUAUGACACAGUAAAGGGUCAAAAAUAUCGUAAAAAAAAUUACCAAUAAGUCAGUAGUUGACUAAAAACAACUGUAUAACAUAACAAAAUAUUGAAUCCAGGCGGUAAUCAUGAUUGAUGAUGCUAUUAUAUAAAACAAAAACUUUAAGUUGACAAACAGCAAGAUGCUUUAACCAGAACGUUAGACAAACAAAAGGGUGACGUUGAUUUUCCUCUGUACCAUCGCAACAGUUGACACAAAAUUUAUUCGACAAAAAAAACAAAACGCGUGCAAACAAACAAACAAAACCUAUUGUAAAGAACUAACGAGGGUGCUCACUUAUAAAUCUGUAACGAGUAAGAAACUUUAAAUCGUAAAACAACUUUAUCAAACCACACAGAAAAGAGAACGAGAGAGUAAGGCAGCACAACUACUCAGAGAGAGAGAGAGAAAAAUAAAUGCAGAAUAAAACUAAACUAUAUUACGAGCAGACAAACAAUGAUCCUAAUCUUCCUUUUAAGUAUUAUACAACAACCUCGAGACAAAACAAAAAGAACCGCAAUGCUAUCACACGUUUGCAGACAGAAAACUAAGGAUGCUCUAACAACGCGCGCAGUACGCAACAAAUAAAAGCAAAACUUCAGUUCGAAAAAAUAAACUGCAACGGGCAAGGUUCUCUGAUAGAGAAGGAAAAAAACGGUUUGAGCAGAGAGAAAUAUGUAAUAAUAGCUGCAGGAAUAAACGUUAAUUUAUAGAA